AAAUAAAAAUAAAAAUAUUAAAAAUAAAUUAAAAAUUAACACGAGACAUGGACCGAAUCCAGCAUGUCUGCUCAUAUGGUCUAGGUGCACUAUUACACGCUGUAGAAGCCAUAUAUAUCACACCCUAUGUAGUGCACUUCUCCAAGCUGUUUGUAAUGGCGCCGUUGUUCUUUGACACAAUGACGUCAACGUUCUCCCAGACAAUUUCCUCUUCCUGUUUCUCCACAGAAGCAACCAAAAGCAAACAGCGUUAUUGAUUUAGAGAGAUAUGGACAUGGAUGAAUCAGUGUCAUCACCCUGCAGGAUCAAUACCCCAUUAGAGCAGCAGGAAUGAACAUGUGGGCUGGGCAUGAUGGUUUGGCCAACAUUCAUAUUGCACUAAGAACAAAAUGGCAGAAGAGACAGGACUGGUGGAUGAGAAGAAGCUGACAGAGCCUUGUGUGAAACCCAACACUGUGGUGAAUAGCCCCUCAGAAAGUUCAGUCUCAGGAUCAAGAGGCACUGAGAAUAUCUCUGGAGAACACACAGCUGCUGGAUGUCAGAUUAUGGGUGCCUCCUUCCAGCCAAGCAGGGGAACCGCUGAGGUAUUAAAAGCUCAGAAAGAGCCACCUAAACGAGAUGAUAGCUACCCAUCCUCUCUUCACUCCACCUCCACUUCCUGCAGCUCCUACAGCCUAGAAAUCAGCGUAUCCACGACCAAUAACAGUAACAAAGAGUCAAGACCGCUGCCUCUAAAGACACCUCCAGAGAGCAGAGAUGGUCAAAACCAUGAGGCCAAGGCCCCAAGUCCCCUGGGCUAUAAGAAUCCAGUUCCAUCAGUAACAAAAUCAUAUAGACCUUCAGAUCCCAAGCCACUCAAAGAAAAGGAGCAGUUAGCAGAAUUAAAGUUCAUUCAGUGCCUAGAUAAGCAUGGCACUUCUGAGAUUGUAACACCCAAGUGCCCAAGUAUAGACUCUGGACUGGAGAGGACAUUUUUGUCCAGCCCUAGUGGUGAUGGAAAGGUAGGAGCUCAACCAGUGUCAACAAGCCAGCCACCAAAAGCAACUUCCACUCAGGAAGUUGGAAAGCAUGAGAGCUAUGGUUCAGAGAAGCGAGACAGCCAGGAGGAAGAGGGCAUGUUUUAUGCAUUUGUAAUCCUGCAUGCAGAGGAGGACUCCGAAGAAGCUAUGAGACUCAAGUCCAGGUUGGAGUCGAUCUCCUCAACAACUGGAGCGACUUUCUCUGAGGACUUUGCAGUGCCCGGGCAGUCCACCUUCAGGUGUGUGGAGGACGCCAUCGAGAACUCAGCCUUCGUCAUGCUGCUGCUCACAGCAAACUUUAACACUCACCUAAAUGAGACAAACGCAGAUUCUGCACUCAUGAACUCAAUUGAAAAACCACACAAAUACAACACCGUCAUCCCUCUGCUGCCCCGGGCCAAUGGUUUGACUCGUGAUCAAAUGCCCUACGCUUUGAGAACUAAAAACCCACUAGAUGAAAUGAGGGACAGAGACAUUUUUGAAAAGAUGGCCAAAAAGGUCUUGGACUUGAAAAAGAUCCAGAUCCAGAAGACAAUGUGGAGAAAGGCACAACUGGUAAAGAAAGAACGGGAAAAACAGCAGCGGUUGCAGGAGGAGAGACAGUACUGUAAGGACUUGAUUCGAGAGUCUGCAAGGGUCCGAGAGUUAGAGGAGCAAGUACAGCAACUGCAAAUGCAACAGCAACGCCUACCUCCUUAUGCUCACCAGCCCAAUUCAUACCAGGGUUUUCCUGGAAGACCACAGUCGUUUAGUUCCAUGCCUUUCCGAGGCCCAGUUCCGAUGCCUUCAUAUUACAAUGGGAAUACGUGGCAACAACCACCUUCCAACAUCCACAUUCAGAAUGCUAAGUGCAUCAUGAUCGGGAAUAACUCCACCAUGACUGUGGGAGGAGUUGUAGACUCUGGGGAUGAAGAUAACUUCUGAAAACUGAAACACUGCCUUGAAUCACAAAAAUAUGUUCACAUCACUAUGAAUAAUUCACAUCACUAUGAGAUUGGACCUUUAGCUUAUCCAAUGAUUAGGGUUCAUAUAGUGUCAGAUUCAUCAUUACUCCUAGUGUAUGAAUGGACGGUUAUUUCACUGUUGACUUUUUCACAAUACAGAUUAAAAUUGUCCAUUACCAUCUACCAAUUCAUUUUUCAAGUUCCUUACUGCAGUGGUUCUCAUCUUUGUGUUUGGCUGCAACUCCCUUCUUCUGGACUUGCCCUUAAUCAUACUACAGCAGUCUCCAUUUCUCCGCUCAGGGGACAUCGCUGUAAUCCGCUACUUUUGUAAACGUUAUGAUGGUACCGCUGCUGAGACUACUCGUAUGUUCAUAACUUGAUUAUACACAACAAUUUAUCAAACACACAGAAUAACAUGGCAAUGCAGACUAGAACUAAACCCAGCAACUAUCUGGGGGUGUUUUUUGGCUAAGAAGUGCUGUACACUGCCAUGGUAGUUGGAAUUUUAUUUUAUUUUAUUUGUUUGGCUCAUCACACCACUUUUCCUCUCGGCCACUCUCUCUUUCCACUUAUAAGGAUAAUGUGCUAUGUACUGACAGUGUAAAAGAUUUUAUAUGUUUAAUAGGUUUCUAAGAAAAAAGAACAAUUAGGGGAUAUGAGCUUUCUGUUUCCUUUUGGUUUAUAUAUAUGGUGGGUGGGUGUAGUCAAUUUAAUUAAUUCUUUCAUUUUUAUUUUCAUUUCAUUUUUAAAUGGUUGAUUAGUACCAUGAAACUGUGAUAAUGUUUUAAACUAGGUUAUCAUAUUGUGGAAAUUGCAAAUGAUUCAUUAUUGUGAUAAUUAUUGUGUACAGCUGAUGGUCUGGUCAGUAAAAUGAUUACCCAGGACUUCAAUUUUGUGUGCUCUGGCAUUAAAUGAUAUUGUUAUUGUAAAAGAACUUGAAGAACUUAAAGAAAAUUGUAAAAUUUCUCAGAAAUUGAGUGUUUUUUGAAAAAUUCUCAAAUGUCCAUAAACGUAUCACAUACUAAAUACACAGUUUACCUGCAAAUGCAGUACUUAACAGAUGCUUCUUGGACUUGUUUUUGGACAACCAGAAGCAGGAGAUGUACCAGAACAAAGAAAUGAGGAAGAAUGAAUCAGCAUGAAGAACAGAUUAAAUAACUCCACCAUGCCUGUGGCAGGAGGAGGAGGAGACUCUGGGGUUGAAGAUCGCUUCUGAGAUAUGACACUUGAAUCAUAAAUGCAAAUUGGUGCAAUUAUUCAUAUCAAUCAGUUAUUUUCUAUGGAAUUGUGUUUUUCCAAUGAAACAUCUGAUGAUUUUUACCUUCCAUGUUAUAUGUGGAUGAUGGUGUGAUUGUGGUAUCCAGUAUAUCAUCAAUAAAAUGAUUACCUUGCAA
Molecule: messenger RNA, 3357 nt
Organism: Pangasianodon hypophthalmus (striped catfish)
Lineage: Eukaryota; Metazoa; Chordata; Actinopteri; Siluriformes; Pangasiidae
Gene: ticam1
Product: TIR domain containing adaptor molecule 1
Exons: 2
Coding region: 390-1943 (517 amino acids)
Biological process (GO): positive regulation of natural killer cell activation; positive regulation of myeloid dendritic cell cytokine production; lipopolysaccharide-mediated signaling pathway
Molecular function (GO): protein kinase binding
Source: RefSeq, a predicted model, not a curated record